This is a messenger RNA of Nilaparvata lugens (brown planthopper), 1364 nucleotides long. RefSeq lists its product as uncharacterized. The record is from RefSeq and is a predicted model, not a curated record. Bases 342 to 1280 code for a protein of 312 amino acids. Gene Ontology annotation, cellular component: cilium. The transcript is spliced from 6 exons. NCBI's taxonomy places the organism in Eukaryota, Metazoa, Arthropoda, Insecta, Hemiptera, Delphacidae. Gene Ontology annotation, biological process: cilium movement; outer dynein arm assembly.
UACACUACACUAUUACUACUCCACUAUACGUCCGUUCUCUACGAGUUCUAGCGCAAUACUGUGAUAUUAAUUAUGUCUUUGUAAACUAUAUUUUAUGGUUUUAGGUAAGAAAUCGUUUGAUUUACGUAGGAAAUCGUAUUAUAAUCCAAAACAUUAUUAAUGCUUGUUACUACAGGUACACUGUCUUGGCACUGACUUCAUACUUCAUAUCAACCAUAUGUUGUGAACAAGCUUGAUCACACUUGAGAAAGAGGGUUAAAAAAGCAUUGAUUUUAAAAACAUGAUUCAUCGUGCAAUUUUUUAAAUUCUAUUACUUGAGAAACGUAACUAAAUUCUGCACAAUGCAUAAAACUUAUGAAAAUAAGCUUCCCACUUCUGAUAAACUAGCUCAGCUACAGAAUGCUCUGAAACUAGAAGAAAGGACUGCAAAACAAAGCAGAUUGGAAGCUAUCAGAACUAAAAAAGGAAAUAUAAAAUACAUAAAGAAGCUUGAAAAGGAUCUAAUAGAGAACAGGGAGAAGUUAAAAUCCUAUAUCCUUGGUGACAAAGAAGGAAAGCAGGAUGCUUUCAAACAAAAUAAAUUUUAUCAACUUGCCUAUCAGAAUGUACCCCCAAAAGAUGCGGUAGAAAAUAUCAAACAAAGGAUAUUUACAACGAGAAAGGAAUGUGAUAAACUUGGCUAUGAAAGGAGUAAAUUGGAAAACAUAUUGUCAAAUUUGAAGUUGCAGUUACAAGAGUUGAAAAAACCAGGAAAAUUCAUCUCAAACACUCAUGAUGAACAAGAGAUUCUCAACAAAAUCCAAAGCAUGUUGAAGAAGCAGAACACAGCUAGAGUUGUUAAUGAUUCAUACGAGCAACUAUUCAAUAUGCUUGAGAAGGAGUCUCUGCGUUUCGAUAAAACUCUGAAAAGCAUGGAAACGGACAGAGUUACCCAGGCGAAGUGCAUAGUGCGCGCCACUGAGACUGGCCAGGAGGCUUCUCAGAAACUAGCUGAACUCCAUGACUGUUAUAGACUCGAAGAGAGAAAACUGAGGAGAUUCAUGAAGAAAAUGGAUUUCACAACUAGGAAUUUGAAAUUAGAAUUGGAAACUAUCACCAAUAGCUGUCGUGAAUUUGGACAAGCGGAUAGUCUUAUUCUGUAUGAUGACGAAGAAGAAUUUAAUAAAGACUCAGUUGUACCAGACAAUUUGAAAGAAGAAUUGAUUGAGCUGGAAAAACAUCUACUACAUUUGAAGGAUAUCACCGAGGUUCUGACAAUUGCUGAUAUUUAUCCAAGGUGAAAUUACUGGACAAAAACUUUAAAUUUACUUUAAUUUUCUAUCUUACGAUACAGGAGAAUGGAGUAGUACAUAUACUUUCUGUAU